This is a messenger RNA of Alexandromys fortis (reed vole), 2468 nucleotides long. It is a transcript of the gene Klhl3, whose product is annotated as kelch like family member 3. The record is from RefSeq and is a predicted model, not a curated record. Gene Ontology annotation, molecular function: protein binding. Bases 312 to 2117 code for a protein of 601 amino acids. NCBI's taxonomy places the organism in Eukaryota, Metazoa, Chordata, Mammalia, Rodentia, Cricetidae. The transcript has 15 exons.
GUGGCAGAGCCCUUGGGUAGCUGCCGCCGAAGCUGUGGCUGUUCCUAGGAGACAGAGGAGAAGCCAGCCUGCGGGGGAGGGGGAGCGAGUGGGUUGCUGCUUUUAGCAGCUGAAAGGGCUGCAGGGAGCUCUGGGUAAGACAUUUUCUACCUCUGUCGCUUCUGCGGUAGAAGCUGCCGCGAGUAAGUCAGAGGAAGGAGGACCGGGAGGGAGGAGGUCUCCGUUGCAGCCAUGCUGAAUCACUGUUGCUGACCAGAAUCCCUCACCGGGCUGCUGGGAGAACCCCGAGAGCAGCGCUCGCUCCUGGGUGCAUGCACAGUUUGGCGGCUACUAACCCCGCCGGGCCUCCCACAAUGGAGGGCGAAAGCGUCAAGCUGAGCCCUCAGUCCACGGUGCAGGCCCAGGAUGAUGAGGAGAGCCGGAGGACGGUCACUGUCAACCCUGCCCACAUGGGAAAGGCCUUCAAGGUCAUGAAUGAGCUUCGAAGUAAGCAGCUGCUGUGUGACGUGAUGAUUGUGGCAGAAGACGUGGAGAUAGAAGCCCACCGUGUGGUCCUGGCGGCCUGCAGCCCUUACUUCUGUGCGAUGUUUACAGGCGACAUGUCUGAGAGUAAAGCCAAGAAGAUUGAAAUCAAGGAUGUGGAUGGGCAGACUCUCAGCAAGCUGAUUGAUUACAUCUACACGGCAGAAAUCGAGGUGACCGAAGAGAACGUGCAGGUGCUGCUCCCAGCAGCCAGCUUGCUGCAACUCAUGGACGUUCGGCAGAACUGCUGUGACUUUCUGCAGUCCCAGCUGCACCCCACUAACUGCCUGGGCAUCCGCGCAUUCGCAGACGUGCACACUUGCACCGACCUCCUGCAGCAGGCCAACGCCUACGCAGAGCAGCAUUUCCCGGAGGUGAUGCUGGGGGAAGAGUUUCUGAGCUUAAGUCUGGACCAGGUGUGCAGCUUGAUAUCCAGUGACAAGCUGACUGUCUCUUCAGAAGAGAAGGUGUUCGAAGCUGUGAUUUCAUGGAUCAAUUAUGAGAAGGAGACUCGCUUAGACCACAUGGCAAAGCUGAUGGAACAUGUCCGGCUCCCUCUCUUACCUAGGGAUUACCUAGUUCAGACAGUCGAGGAGGAGGCUCUGAUCAAGAAUAAUAAUACCUGUAAGGAUUUCCUCAUCGAAGCCAUGAAGUACCAUCUACUACCCCUUGACCAAAGGCUCUUGAUCAAGAACCCCAGGACCAAGCCCCGGACUCCGGUCAGCCUGCCCAAGGUCAUGAUUGUGGUUGGUGGCCAAGCACCUAAGGCAAUCCGCAGCGUGGAGUGCUAUGACUUUGAGGAGGGCCGCUGGGACCAGAUAGCUGAGCUUCCUUCCAGGAGAUGCAGAGCAGGCGUGGUGUUCAUGGCUGGCCACGUAUACGCCGUGGGUGGCUUUAACGGUUCUCUGCGGGUGCGGACGGUGGAUGUAUAUGACGGCGUGAAGGACCAGUGGACGUCCAUUGCCAGCAUGCAGGAGCGCCGGAGCACGCUGGGUGCGGCCGUGCUCAAUGACCUCCUCUAUGCAGUCGGAGGCUUUGACGGCAGCACCGGUCUGGCGUCAGUAGAAGCCUACAGCUACAAGACCAAUGAGUGGUUCUUCGUGGCACCAAUGAACACACGGCGGAGCAGCGUGGGAGUGGGUGUUGUGGAGGGGAAGCUGUAUGCUGUCGGGGGUUACGAUGGGGCUUCCAGGCAGUGCUUGAGCACCGUGGAGCAGUACAACCCAGCCACCAACGAGUGGAUAUAUGUGGCAGACAUGAGCACCCGACGCAGUGGCGCUGGUGUUGGGGUGCUGAGCGGACAGCUGUAUGCCACCGGGGGCCACGACGGACCCUUGGUGAGGAAGAGUGUCGAGGUUUACGAUCCCGGGACAAACACCUGGAAGCAGGUGGCAGACAUGAACAUGUGCCGGCGUAACGCAGGGGUCUGUGCAGUGAACGGGCUCCUGUAUGUGGUUGGAGGGGAUGAUGGGUCCUGCAACCUGGCUUCUGUGGAGUACUACAACCCGGUCACUGACAAGUGGACGCUGCUGCCAGCCAACAUGAGUACUGGAAGGAGCUACGCAGGUGUGGCUGUGAUUCACAGAUCCUUGUGACCCAGACUCCCACUGCCCGGAGGUGGAAGAAGGAGCGGGCACUGUGACUGGAGCACCGAGCAGCGGGACCGUGACAACUGAUGAGAUUAACUGGAAGGCUCUGCGGUGAUUUGAGAGCCGCCCUUGCUGUCUUGGCAGGCCAGCCUUGUCCCUCUCAGUGUGGACACUGAUGGUCCACCUUCUGCUCCGAGGUGCUUUGGUUUCUGCCCUAAACAGUUGUGUUUCUGACAGCCCCACAAAAACUCCUUGGGCUUUUUGCAUGUGUGUAUGCGUGUGUGUGUCCGUGUGCGUGUGUGUAUUUCUACAGGACAAUGGAGAGAACCUUGAAGUAUGUGUGUGUGUGUGUGUGUG